Messenger RNA from Sesamum indicum (sesame), 871 nucleotides. RefSeq names its product SNARE-like superfamily protein. Gene Ontology annotation, biological process: endoplasmic reticulum to Golgi vesicle-mediated transport. Gene Ontology annotation, cellular component: TRAPP complex. The record is from RefSeq and is a predicted model, not a curated record. NCBI's taxonomy places the organism in Eukaryota, Viridiplantae, Streptophyta, Magnoliopsida, Lamiales, Pedaliaceae.
AAUUCAUUAAUUUUUAGGUUUCUUUUGUUUGGGGGUUAAUCGGUUCAAGAAACCACGUCGAGUCGAAGAGCUACUGAUCUCUAUCAAUUUCUGGUCGUUUCCGAAGAAGGUUUCAGUUGGCGGUUUUGAUCGGACUUCAAGAGAGAUGCAAUUCUUCGGAGGCUCAGAAAUCAGUCCAUCUCCGCCGGCGCCCGCCGCAUCUGGAAACAAUGCCCACAUGCUCUACAUAUUCAACAGAAAUGGAGUCUGUUUGCUUUACAGAGAAUGGAACCGUCCCCUCAAGACCCUCAGUUCACAGCAAGAUCACAAGCUCAUGUUCGGUCUCCUAUUCUCUCUCAAAUCCUUAACUGCAAAGAUGGAUCCCACCAGUGUUGAGAAGGGGAAUCUUGGGGUGCCACAGCUACCUGGGCAAGGUUGUUCUUUCCACAGUUUCCGAACGAAUACGUAUAAACUGAGUUUCAUGGAGACUCCAUCUGGGAUUAAGAUAAUACUUGUUACUCACCCACGGACUAGUGAUCUGAGAGACUCCCUGAAGUACAUAUAUAACUUGUAUGUUGAGUAUGUGGUUAAGAAUCCACUAUAUUCACCCGGAACUCCCAUUAGAUAUGAGUUAUUUAAUAAAGCUGUCGAUCAGUAUGUAAGAGGCCUUGGCUAAUACCGUAGGUUUCUGGCUCAAUUCAUGAUACCUUUAUAGUUUCAAUGAUAUCACAGUUGGGGGAACCAAACUGCUUCUACUGCAGAAGAAAAUGUGAUUUACUCCUCUGUUGCCUAUUAAACUUUGGUUUUGGUUUGUACAUUCAAGUCUAAUCAUAUAACAUGUGACCCUUUUCUGACCAUUCUCUCAUUGAAUCCCCUCUUUGAUUAUUUUGCA